Malus domestica (apple) is the source of this 1362-nucleotide messenger RNA. The record is from RefSeq and is a predicted model, not a curated record. NCBI's taxonomy places the organism in Eukaryota, Viridiplantae, Streptophyta, Magnoliopsida, Rosales, Rosaceae.
CCAAAGUAGUCUUUCCAUGGGGCCAAAUACCCAAAUUCGAUCAUCCAAUCGCCAACGUCCCCCGAAAACAGAGUCCAGCCUCCAGAAGCCUCCUCAUCUCAUUUACAUUUAUCAGCGCACUCGAGUGCAGAUUCCGAAGGACACUUAACGAAGGUUCGAUCUUGGUACCCUCCAAAUUAUACUAACCACAAACCCUAGCCCUAAUUCCAAAUUCCUAAUUUCCAAUUUCCCAAUCUCUCUCUCACUAACAGUGCAAGAACCAUAUCUCACUUCGGUAGGUCUGGCCCUCCGGACAUCACCGACACCUACUCUCUCCUCGUCCUCAACAUCACCUUCCGUACGAGCGCUGAUGAUCUGUUUCCGCUUUUCGAUAAGUAUGGCAAAGUUGUUGACAUCUUCAUCCCCAGAGACCCGAGGACUGGAGAGUCAAGGGGGUUUGCUUUUGUUUGAUACAAAUACGCAGAUGAGGCUCAGAAAGCAGGUGAAAGGCUCGAUGGGAGAGUUGUUGAUGGCCGGGAGAUAUCUGUUCAGUUUGCAAAGUAUGGGCCAAAUGCAAAGAGGAUUCAUAAAGGAAGGAUUUCUGAAGCUCUACCAAAAUCAAGGUACAGGUCAAGAAGUCGCAGUCCUCGGAGAAGGUACCAAGAUGACUACAGAUACCGUGAUUACAGGAGGAGAAGUCGCAGUAGGAGUUGGGAUAGGUAUGACCGUGACAGAUACUAUGGUAGGGACAGAGACUACCGUCGAUGAAGCAGGAGCCGUAGUGCCAGUCCUGAUUACUACAGGGGCAGGGGAAGGGGGCGCUAUGAUGAUGAAAGGCGGAGUCUGACUCCAUAUAGGAGUCGGAGUCAGAGUCCAUAUCGGAGUCGUAGUCGGAGUCCAUAUCGGUCUAUUGAUAGUGCCUCCCCUGCUCGGUGUAGCCCUAGUCCUCGGAAGAGCCCUUCCCCACUAAGCAGGAGCCGCAGUGCCAGCUCUGACAAUCCCCCAACCUCUCGAAGUGUUUCACCACGUCAUCGCCCUGCUGAUUCUCGAAGCCCAUCCCCUCGAAAUUCUGAUUUUGAUGAUUGAUAUUGUUGUAUGGAAACAAUCAUGGAAGCACCCUGAGUUGUGUACUUUUUGCAGCUCUGCUGAUAUCAGGGAUCCUUGAUCAUCGUGCUUGUUUCUUUUGGAUCUUUUAAGUGCUAGUUCUGGUAGGACGGGUUUUCUUUAGUACUCUAUUAUAUAAAUGCUGCACCUUGUGCGUUUCUUUAUUUUGCUGGGAUCAUCUGGCAACUUGUGGGCAUUGUAGUUUGUAGAUUGGUAUUAUUUUAUUUACAGAGGAUAUUCUGUUGUAAGUUUCGUAGUGUAUUUUCUUUCAUUUUUGUU